This is a messenger RNA of Racocetra fulgida, 3467 nucleotides long. The record is from the annotation of a GenBank genome assembly. Lineage: Eukaryota; Fungi; Glomeromycota; Glomeromycetes; Diversisporales; Gigasporaceae.
ACCGUCUAGCCUCGAUGAGUAAUUCUUCUCCAUUUUGUUCAUUCCAUCCUGAUGAAAGAUACACAACUCGUAUCAAAAAUAUUUUAACUGAAUAUCCGGAUGGAUCCCAAAUUCUUAGGGAAAUUUUACAAAAUUCUGAUGACGCAAAAAGCACUGUACAAACUUUCAUUUUAGAUCAUAAUACUUAUCCUACUGAGAAACUAUGUGAUUCAAGACUUGAUAGAUAUCAAGGUCCUGCGCUUUUGGCCAUUAAUGAUAGUAUUUUUCAACCUGAUGAUUUUAAGUCUUUGCUAAGUCUGGCUAAUAGUGAAAAAAGAAAUAAAUUUGAUAAAAUUGGAGGUUUCAAAGCUGAUUUUGUGGAAUAUGACUUAAUCAAUAAGUACCCCGAUCAAUUUAUGCCCUUCUCAGUAGCUUCGAACAACUCCCUCGAUGGGUUUUAUAACGGAACAAUGUUUCGAUAUUCUCUUAGAACGGAUGCAGGUGCUGCUGAAUCAGAAAUUUCUAAUAAAGCAUAUCAAAUUAGUCAAAUGGAAGAAUUAUUCAAGACUUUUUAUCAUGUUGACAAUAUUACUUGUCUCAUAUUCUUGAAAUAUAUUGAAAAGAUAUCGUUCUACGAGCUCAAAAAAGGCUGUACUAUUCCUGAACUUUUAUAUCAAAUUGAUAUUACUAAUGCUAAAGAAAUUUCAAAUAAGAGAAAGUUAUUAGCUAAUAAUAUAAUGUCCAUGAUAACUUCUCCCUUAACUUCUGGAACUUUUGAAACUAUUUACAAAAUGAAUUUUUGUCUAAGUUCUGCUCAAAGUAAUAUUAAAAGUGAAUGGCUAAUCAUCAAUUAUAUUGCUGAUGUCAAUGAUGAACAUUAUAUCAAAUUUAAGAAUUAUGUUCGUGAUUGUAAGUUUGUACCAAAUGUUGGUUUAGCUGCACGAAUAGAUGAUGUUUCAAAGAAUAUAGGAAAGCUUUAUUGCUUUUUACCUUUACCUGGAAAUAAAGAUGAUUUUUCUGUUUCAAUUAAUGGUUGUUUUGCCGUCAGUAAAAAUAGAAGGCAUUUGGAAAUUUCUAUGGAUGAUGAUAUGGCACCUGGUGAUCUAUUACGUCUUAAAGGUGCAUGGAAUAAGUAUUUAUUUGAAAAGGUUAUCCCGAUAGCAUGGAAAAAACUUUUAUCAAAAGCUGCUGAAUGUAUAUCAUUUAAACAAAUUUACACACUUUGGCCAAUACCUCAAGAUGGAUUUUCUCGAAGAUUAGAUGAAAAAAGUUGUUUAUGGGCCAAUCUUUUACAAAAUGUUGUCAAUCAAAUUGAUCCUAAUCUUUACGUUUUUCGUGGUCAUUCAAAAUAUUUAUCAAUAAAUGAUGGAUACUUGACUGAUAAGAAAUUUGGUAAAUCAACAAUUCUAUCGGAAAUAAUGGCAAAAUUGGAGUUUCCUAUUUUUGUAAAUAUCCCAGAAUCGAUUGUUUAUAAAUUAGAACAAAAUAUUUCAAAGCAUAAAACAAUUUUGAAAUAUAUUUCUCCAGAAAUUGUUUGCAAAUAUAUUCCUGACAAUAUAAAUAGGUUAAAUGAUCUUAAUCGUCAAGAAAAAUUAAUUUUAUUGGAAUAUGCUCUUAUGGUUAAUGAUAUUUCUAACCUUUAUGGACUUCCUUUGCUUCCAGUUGGAAAUCAAACUUUUGUUACUUUUGGUUCUCAAAAUUGUAGUAAAUUUUAUAUUAGUAGUAAAAAUGAACAUACACUUAUUAAUGAUGAUCACUUAGGAGUAAUCGUUGACAUAACAAUUGGAGAAAAACUUUUAUCAAUGUUACAAAAUUUUGCAAAAAAUAAUGCGAAUAUUAAUAUUCAAAUUCUUUCCGAAGUGCAAAUGCCGGAUAAAAUAGAAAACCAUUCCUUUCCAUCAAAUAUUACUCAAACUAUUUUUUCAGAUUCUCAAAAAAAGGAUUUAACCAGUUAUAUUAGUGCCUAUUUACGUUAUGAAUCUUCAUUUAACCAGAAUAUAAUAGAUGUAAUCAAGCACAUCCCAAUAUUUAAAGAAAUAAAUAAUGAUAAUUAUUUAAGUAUUGAUUCAUUAGACGCGUCUGGAAGAAGUUAUUAUUUACUUCCUAGACAAGACGAAUUAUCAUGCGGACUCAUUAUUUCACCUUGCGCAUUUUUGGAAGCUCACACAUCUGAUGAUAUUCGUUUUAUUCUUGAAAAAGUAAUUCAAGUUAUAAGAUUGGAUCAAAAAGAAUAUUGGAAAGAUCAUGUUAUUUCUUAUUUAAGUUCACAAACUCCUGAUAUUAUGGAUCAGGUAAUCGUAAUGCUUUUUGAGAAAUGGAACAUUAUUAAGUCUUUUCUAGAUGAUCUUUCCAAAAUUAAGUUUGUUAAAACUUGUUCUGAUAGAAAAAAUCCAAUCGAACUUUUUGAUCCUGAUAAUGUUCGUAUAAAAGUUUUAUUUUUUCAUGAUGAACCAUUCUUUCCUAUAAAAGAUUAUCCAACUCAGGAUUAUCUUUUUAAAUUACGUGAAUUGGGAAUGAAAAAAUCAAUGACUGGUGCAGAUGUUGCUGAACGAAUAGAAAAAUAUAAAUCACAAAUAUGUGACGAUGAUGAUAUUCACGAUAAAUCACUUUUACUUUUAAAAUAUAUUGAUGAUCAUUAUGAAAAGUUGAAAGAUGACAUUUCGUUUCAAGAAAAACUUCAAACAGAAAUAUGGAUUCCAACCUUUAAACCAGAACCAGAUAAUAAUCAACAAAUUGUAGCACAGCAAUUAUUACAUUUGAUAAAGUCAAUGAAAGAAACAAGAAAGGAAUUUAUGCAUUCUCUUAGUAGACGAAUCAAUGCAAAUUAUGAACAUUUAAAUAAGAUAAUUAAUGAACCAGGUGAUGAAACUCAUUUAACCAUUUUAAAAGAACAAUUAUCAAAUAAAAAAUGGAUUGUAAAUGGUUUAGAUGAUUAUGAUUCCUAUUCUACUGAAAAAAUAGUAUUUUCUCUUCCCAAGUUUAUUCCGAAUAGUUUUUGGAUUCCACUUUCUUGGCACAAUAUAAGGAAUUAUUCAACACUUUUUGAAAAACUUGGUGUCAAAAAAACACUUGAAACUCAAGAUUAUAUAAAAUUACUUCAAAAUGUUGAUUUUAAAAAUCCAAGAGAAAGGAACAAUAUAAUGUCUAUAAUUGAUGUAUUAUCAUCAAGUGGAGAUGAUUUAACAGGAUUAUUAAUUCCAAAUAUGAAAUGUGAGAUGGUAGAUUAUAACACCAUCUUUUUUGAUGAUAUGGGUCCAAGGGUUAAAAGCUCAAUGAAAGAUUUUAGUAUCUUGGCUCAUUCGGAAAUUUCAAAAGAUCUUGCAAAUAGAUUACAACUUAAAAAUUUAAGCGAAACUUUUUUGAGAAAUAUGAAGUUUGAUUUUGGGCAAAAUGAACAAGUUACUACAAGAUUGAGAAAUAUUCUUAGGUAUUUAGUAAUUGAUUGUGAGUUAAUUAUAAAAAUUAAUUUAAACUUUGAUGAUGGAUAG